Messenger RNA from Setaria italica (foxtail millet), 2122 nucleotides. RefSeq names its product jacalin-related lectin 19. The record is from RefSeq and is a predicted model, not a curated record. The coding region runs from base 810 to 1793 and encodes 327 amino acids. The transcript is spliced from 2 exons. NCBI's taxonomy places the organism in Eukaryota, Viridiplantae, Streptophyta, Magnoliopsida, Poales, Poaceae. Gene Ontology annotation, molecular function: carbohydrate binding.
GGUCAACGGGGGGGAGAUCCCCACCUGAAUUUUCCAUUAGGGCCUUGUGAAGGCCAAAAUUCUUAUACAAUAGUUUGUUCAGCAAGAAAAACUAGGAGAGGGGGAGGUUUUACAGGUAAUAUGGCUGCAAUUUAUCAGAGACUCUGACAAUAAGCCUGUUCGUUUUGGCUACAAUAAGAAAAUAUAAUACGAAUUCUUCAACAAGUCUCCCAGGAAAGCCUGCUUUGUAUUUUCUCCUGCUUUAGUGAAUGAAAUAGGCGCUAUCUUGUGCACAAAAGAAACUUCAGCAAAAAUAUGCCAAAUGAGUUAUUCUCCCUUGCCAAUGAUGCUGCCAGCUCCACGGCAUCCUAUUCUCCAGUGUCAUGAUCAUCUAUCAGACAACCUAUAUCUUUCAUGUUUGUUCUUAGUCCUUACUGAGACGACAUGGCUUGACCAAAUUGAGCAGUGUAAUCGUUGCACCUCCCUUUUUCUUGAAGGUAACUUCAUAGACAGUUCCUCAAUAAAUACAUAGAUUCUUUUCAGAGGCAUGCUAAAAUUGAACUGUAACCUACCCCUAUGCUCGAAAUUCUUCAUGAGACUUCUCGCUGAAGAACGAAAUGCUCUUGUGCAAUAUGCUUAUCGUUCUGGACAGCAGUAUGCUGACCCUCAAGGCAUCUAAUUCUUAUCCCCAGUUAUCCCCCCACAUCCUGCUGCCUCUUUAAAAGAGUUACACCUUUUGGUUUGUUGUGCAAUUUCUACGCUAGCUCUGACUGAACCUUCAGCUGCAGACCUUACCACCUGUGCACCUCUGCAAAUCUCUGGAAGCAAGCAUGCAGCAACCUCAGAGGAAGAUGGUUGUGUCCAAGAAGCUCAUGAAGGUCGGCCCAUGGGGCGGCACCGGGGGACACCCAUGGGACGACGGCGGCCACUCCGGGAUCCGCAGCAUCACCGUUUCCUACGACCGCUUCAUCGACAGCAUCAGCGUGGAGUACGACCACGACGGCCUGGCCGUCCCCGGCGAGCGGCACGGCGGAGCCGGCGGCAACCACACGACCCAGGCACGUUCAAUAUAUGAAACCAUCGGUUGGUUGCUCCCGCUCACAGUCACAUGUGGUUUUGUUGGCUGGAUGUGCAAGCGCGCAGAUCAGGCUGGGCUUCCCGGACGAGCACCUGACGGGCGUGAGCGGGCACUACUCCCCGAUCGCGGCCGGCGGGUCGCCGGUGAUCCGGUCGCUGGCGUUCCGGAGCAACCAGAGGGCGUACGGGCCGUUCGGGGUGGCGGAGGGCGCGGCGUUCACGUUCCCGGUGGACGGGGGCGUCAUCGUCGGCUUCUGCGGGCGGAGCGGCUGGCAGCUCGACGCCGUCGGGCUCUACGUUGCGCCGCUGCGGCCGGAGAGGAUGUACGACCGGGUGCAGAAGCUCGGGCUCUCGGCGUACCGGGCAGUGAUGCACCGGAUCGGGCCGCCGCCGCCGCAGCAGCAGCAGGAGCAGGCGAAACAGGAGAACGGCAAAGCUCAGAAACAGAUAACCCACAAGACGUAGUGGCUACUGUCACUUGUCAGGAUGCGAACCAAGGCUGUUCCUGUAUGUAUCCAGCAUUCCAGCUAGUGUAUGAAUCUAGACAUCUAGUGUACCUGAAGUGCUUGAUACACUUAUGCAGAGAUUCUAGUAGAAUACAACACGAUUUGAAUAUCAGCGACUGCAGCUUCUGUGCUUCAGAGAGAUGGCUGAAGCUGGAAAUGCGCGCCGACAUGGGCAGAACGCUGCCGCCGGCUGGUGAUUCUACGGCCGAGUCGCCAGUCGACAUUGGCUGACCUUCACAACUCCGAUUUGCUGUCGCAGCGACAGAUAACCUGGUUGGCCAGCUGGUAUACGCGCUGCGUAGAUAUAGUGAAAAUUACGACCUCUAAAUACGGUUCCCUACACCAUACGAUUCCAAACUCGCUGGUCAUCUAGGUCAUCACAAGCAAAGUGGCCAGUCCUCUACUCUUGACGAGCAACCGGCAGUACGUGGAGCAAGAUACCAAUUGGAGCGGACAGCUAAAAUCUAUGUUCAGCCUAACCACAAAUAUUCAGGCGUUGCAAAUGGAGAGCUUAGUCAAAAUGAAGAUCCGCAAGACGGCAAGACAACUAGACUAGCGCA